AUGGAACAAGUUACAAGAGGACUAAAUCGACAGGCAGUCAGUGUGCCGCCGCGUGGAACUUUAGAUAUGUGGCGUAAAUACAUACAGUGGGAGAAAAGUAACCCGUUAGGAACUGAAGAAUACUCACAUUUCGCCAAACGAGUAAUAUUUGCGUACGAGCAGGCUCUUUUAUGCCUUGGCUAUUAUCCGGAUAUGUGGUACGAAGCUGCACUCUUCCGACAGCAAGCUGCCUCUGUAUUAGCUGAAAAAGGAGAUGUGAAAUUAUCAGCUUCGAUGAACACCGAUAUCACUCAACUAUUUGAACGUGCUGUGGGUGGACUUCUGAAAGAGAGUCAGCUUCUAUUUUUUGCGUAUGCUGAUUACGAGGAGGAGCGUAUGAAAUAUGAUAACGUAAAGAAAAUCUAUGAUCGACUUCUUGCGAUUGAAACUGCCGAUCCUACUCUGGCCUACAUACAACUGAUGAAAUUCGUAAGACGAACAGAAGGUGUGCAGUAUGCGCGUGCUGUUUUCAAACGAGCUCGUCAGGAUCCGCGCUGCAAGUUCCACAUAUACGUUGCAUCUGCACUUAUGGAAUAUUACUGUAGCAAGGAUACUGAUAUUGCGAUCCGUGUAUUUGAUAUGGGUCUAAAAAAGUAUGGCGAUGAGCCAGAAUACGCUCUUGCUUACGUUGAUUUCUUGUCCCAUUUGAACGAAGAUAACAAUACACGUGUCGUCUUGGAGCGCAUAUUAACAUCGGAAUUGAUGAAGCCUGAGAAAUCAGUGGAGAUUUGGGAUCGAUAUUUGGAGUUUGAGUCACAUGUUGGUGAUCUGGCGAGUAUACUGAAAGUUGAUCAGAGGCGACGUGAGGCACUCAAAGAGCAGUACGGUGAGAUGCAGACGCUGUUGCUCAUUGAUCGAUAUAAGUUCCUGAAUCUCAAAAAAUUGGGACAAGGAUCAUCAUUGAUCGGACGUGCUUCAGCUGGCACUGUAUCCCUCUCAGCGAACGGUGUCCAAGCAACAGGUGUUUUUCCGCCACCAGCUGCAGUUGCUCAGCUUAUGCAAAUGCUACCGCCUCCUUGGUGCUUCAACGGCCCGUUUGUUUCUGUGGAUCUGCUUAUGGAAAGUUUGACAAAAUUCAGUCAGUCUGGACCACCAACAGUCGAUCCAAAAGUGAAACUGGAAAAUGGCACGAUGUUUGGGAUGCAGCGAAUUGAAGAUGUCAAAAAAGAAUUUUAUCAGUUAUUAAAUACAACAACGGACCCAAAUAUCGUCCUAGCAUCAAACGAAUUUCAACAGCACUCUGCACAGAGGAAAAGGAGGGCAGCUGGUGGAGAUUCGGACAGUGAUGAAGAAACCCCUCGUUCAACUGGUAUUGUCAAAGAUAUCUAUCGGAGGCGAAUGAAUCAGAAAGUGCAUGAGUGA
Gongylonema pulchrum is the source of this 1401-nucleotide messenger RNA. The record is from the annotation of a GenBank genome assembly. NCBI's taxonomy places the organism in Eukaryota, Metazoa, Nematoda, Chromadorea, Rhabditida, Gongylonematidae.